Molecule: messenger RNA, 3128 nt
Organism: Cryptomeria japonica (Japanese cedar)
Lineage: Eukaryota; Viridiplantae; Streptophyta; Pinopsida; Cupressales; Cupressaceae
Exons: 20
Coding region: 396-2834 (812 amino acids)
Source: RefSeq, a predicted model, not a curated record
GUGUAGCGACGCUCGCAUGUGACCAUGUGCUGAGUAAUUUCCUAUACCAACGAAAGCAGACGAAAGAAGAUGCCAAGUCGGUUUAUGCUUCACAUUUAUUUAUUUAUUAUGUGCAGGCUCUGACAAUUUCUGAAACUGAUUAUCAAACUAAGAGACGCGGUCGUCAUGAUUUUUUCAUCUAUUUUAAUCAUCGGCUGAAUUCCGAGCGAAGCAGUUGAUUUUAUCGGAAUUUUUCAGUAAUUGGUUUUGUAGACUGGUGCGUUACCGAGACUAAACUUGUGAUUACCUGACAAUAUAUUGAGGGUAACUUUGCUUCAAAGCAGCUUUCGUAGGCCAAUUAUAACAAGGGAAUCAAAUUUCUCAUAUGUGGGAUAGCCGAGGCCAUAACUUUUGUAAUGAAAAAGAACCAAGAUCCAGGUCGCCAAAGCUGGGGUGCGUCAUUCUUUUCACAGACUUCAGAAGAUGUUGCAAGAGCUGUUGUUGCAGCUGCAGCGACUGUCCGUCCUCGUCCUUCUGUAGUGUAUUCAGCCAAAAAUCAGAAUAAUAACGACCAAUUUCAGAAAUUACGUCGACAGGUCUCUAAAAUUUGGAAGGGCUGUCCUUUUCCGGAUGGGAAAAAGUCAACCUAUAAUCCAGAGGUUCUUACCAGCCAGAAGCGACAGUGGACCAGACUUCAGUUGCAAGCUUUGGAGCGAAAGCACCAGAAAGAGCCAACAUUAUUGUUUGAAAAUAUAGUAGUUGUUGGACUUCAUCCAAAUACAGACAUCCAAGCAACUGAAGUAUCACUAACAAGGAAAAAAUCAUUUGAGGAUGCAGAAGGCUCAGAGAUACUAAAAGAUGGUUUCAAGUAUCAUCAUCGAGGUCUUGGCCAACAGAAUCUUGAGCCACAGGUUCUGUUUGCAUAUCCUCCAAAGAAGCGAUUGCCAUUGAAGUAUAAGGACCUCCUUUCAUUUUGCUUUCCAAGUGGGCUGGAGGCUCGUCUUGUGGAGCGAACUCCUUCAAUGAGCGAAUUAAAUGAAAUAUUACUCGGGCAGGAGCAGCUCAAGCGAAAUGAUUUAUCAUUUGUAUUUCGUUUAAAGGUAGCUGACAAUGCGACUCUAUAUGGAUGCUGCAUGGUUGUAGAGGAAGUUGUGCAAAAACCACCAGGUCUAAUGGCAAUGAAUGCUGAUGUAUCUGUGUUUCACUCACCAUUAAGCCGGUUUUUUGUGUCUGCACCUCGUUGUUAUUGCAUUCUUUCCAAGAUGCCAUUUUUCAAUUUGCAUUUUGCAAUUUUGAAAAGUAUCUUCUCUCAGGAAAGGUUAGAACGGAUAACAGAGAGUAUCAGUGAGUUGAGUUUUACAUCAGAAGCCAAUCACAAAGAAGAAAUACAUGAAUCUAAUGAUGGAUUUGGUCAAGAAGACCAUAUUGAAGAACCAGUCAUGCCUGAAGGGAAGGUGGCAACUCAGGAACAGGUCAAAAGGACCAAGGCCAUUGCAAAUGUGGGAUCUGAUUAUGAUGAAAAUUCUGGUUGUGUUGGAAGUGAAAAUACAGUUCCUAUAUAUCCAAAUGAAUCAAAGGAGACUGAACAGGAAAAUUUUGGAAAUCAGGUUUUACAGCUCAAGACCAAACCAGACGAGUCUGAGCAAAUUUGCAGUGAAGAGAAACAAGAUCCUCAGGAAGAAAUCUUAGGCCAAGGCAGUGUAAAUAAUGAUGCAGCUACCAAGAUUAUUGUCAAUAGAAAUGUUCGGCAUGGAUGCCACGAGAUUCAAGGUUCAUCUAGUAGUAUUCAGAUAUGUACAAAUAUUAGUUAUGAGGAGCAUUUUAGAAGCUUGAGUUUGGAUGAUGAAGAGGAUGAACAUGAGGCUUGUUCUUCAGGGAAAGCAGAAACUAAUGCUUCUGAUAGAAUUCUAUCUUGGGCAAAGGCAAAUAAUCAUCAUUCUUUGCGGAUUGUUUGUGAAUACUAUCAGCUACCACUUCCUACCCGAGGUUCAUCACUUGUUUUCCAACCAUUGGAACAUUUAGAGCCUUUGAAAUUUCAUAGGUUUGGUGAUGCAGAGUUGAAACCUGCUGGAAGUUUUAUAAAUUUAAGAUAUUGCAGAACUAGCUUGGAGCUUGCCGAGGCUCAGGCCACACUUUUUGCAGAAGAGGAGGCUCAAGCUCUAUCUGUUUGGACAGUAGCAACAAUUUGUGGUGUCCUUCCGCUUGAAAGUGUCCUGGCUAUCUUUUCGGCAGCAUUGUUGGAGAAACAAAUAAUUGUUGUCUGUUCAAACUUGGGUGUGCUUUCAGCAGUGGUCAUGUCAGUGAUACCUUUGAUUCGACCCUUCCAGUGGCAAAGUCUUCUGCUGCCGAUUCUGCCAAAUAGUAUGCUUGAAUUCUUGGAUGCUCCUGUGCCUUACAUAGCUGGUGUGAAGAACAGAUCUCCAGAAGUACGAUCCAAGAUACCGAAUGUUAUUUUGGUCGAUGUAAACAGAAAUCAGGUGAAGACACCCUCGAUACCACAACUGCCCCAGCAACGAGAGUUAUUGUCGGCAUUGGUUCCUUAUCAUGAAAGGCUUGUUUCUGAAAGUUAUCUAGCAAAUAAAAGGCCUGUUCAUGAGUACACAAAUGAACAGGCUCAGGCAGCAGAAGGCUUUCUAGCAGUCGUGAGAAGCUACUUAGAGUCUUUGUGCAGUAAUUUACGUGCUCAUACCAUCACAAAUGUACAGUCCAAUGAUGACAAGGUUUCUUUACUUUUAAAGGAAAGCUUUAUCGAUUCAUUUUCAAAUAGGGACAGGCCUUUUAUGAAGCUCUUUGUGGAUACACAGCUAUUUUCAGUGCAUACAGAUGCAGUCCUUACGUUUUAUCAGAAAGAAUAACGUCUUGCUAUUGUGGGAUUUGUACAAUAGUUAUAAACACCAUCUGAUAGUUGUAUUAAUUUUAAUCAUAUGGUGGAUAAUAUGACUGAUUUUGCAGAAAGAAAAUUAGCUUUGUCUAACAGGCAGCUGGACAAGUAAGAAAUAAUACAAGUAAUGAUUCGCUUUGUAAUUGCCCGUGGUAAAAGUGUAUUAUCAUGCAAAUACAAUUUCUUAUUUAUUUGUAGAAUAGUCUCCUGCAUAAACUUUUUUAUUCAAUUAAAGAGUAUAAAUGGAAAAAUUGGCACCUUUUAAUUA